Myotis davidii is the source of this 2240-nucleotide messenger RNA. Its product is annotated as arachidonate 12-lipoxygenase, 12S-type-like. Gene Ontology annotation, cellular component: sarcolemma; cytosol. Lineage: Eukaryota; Metazoa; Chordata; Mammalia; Chiroptera; Vespertilionidae. Gene Ontology annotation, molecular function: arachidonate 12(S)-lipoxygenase activity; protein binding; iron ion binding. Gene Ontology annotation, biological process: linoleic acid metabolic process; lipid oxidation. The record is from RefSeq and is a predicted model, not a curated record.
AUGGGCCGCUACCGCAUCCACGUGUCCACCGGGGCCUGGCUCUUCUCUGGGUCCUUCAACCGCGUGCAGCUGUGGCUGGUCGGGGAGCGCGGGGAGGCGGAGCUGGAGCUGCAGCUGCGGCCGGCGCGGGGCCAGGUGGAGGAGUUUGAACAGGACAUUCCCCAGGACCUGGGGCCACUGCAGUUGGUGAAGUUGCGCAAACACCACUCCCUGGUGGACGACGCCUGGUUCUGCGACCGCAUCACCGUGCAGGGCCCAGGAGCCUUAGAGGAGGCCGCCUUCCCCUGCUACCGCUGGGUGCAGGGCCAGGGCGUGCUGACCCUGCCCGAGGGCACCGCCCGCCUGGCAGGAAACAAUACCUUGGAUGUGUUCCAGAAGCAUCGAGAAAAGGAACUGGAGGAAAGACAGCAAAUCUACUGUUGGGCCACCUGGAAGGAAGAGUUACCCAUGACAAUUGCUGCAGGCAGUAUAGAUGAUCUGCCUCCAAAUAUGAGAUUCCAUGAGCAGAAGAGGCUUCACUAUGGAUGGGCAGCGAUUGCAGGGCUUAUGGAGAUGGUCCUCAAAUAUGUUUACACCCUCCCAAGCCCCUGGAAACGCCUGGAAGAUAUUGAUCAGAUCUUCUGGGGACAAAAGACUGCCCUGGCUGACAAGCUGCAGGUCUCUAGGGAAGACUCCUUUCAUGGGGUCUUAGUACUGACAUGGGCUAAUGGCAAGAAGAGAGAGCGACUGUCUUUACAUUCUUCCCCUUUGCCUUGGCCAUGGGGAAGAACGCUUUCAACUCUAACCCUGGGUACAUUACACUUUCCUUAGAAAGGUUCCCUGUUUGAGGCUGACUUCAUCCUACUGGAUGGGAUCCCAGCCAAUGUGAUCCAAGGAGAGCAGCAGUACCUGGCUGCCCCCCUUGUCAUGUUGAAGAUGGAAGCCAGUGGGAAGCUGCUACCCAUGGUCAUCCAGGUGAGGUACCCUGGCGCCAGCUGCCCCACCCCACCACUGUUCCUGCCCGCAGAUCCUCCACUUGCCUGGCUCCUGGCUAAGUCCUGGGUCCGAAGCUCAGAUUUCCAUGUUCAUGAGCUCCAGUAUCACUUGCUGCACACUCAUCUGCUGGCUGAGGUUAUUGCUGUGGCCACCAUGAGGUGCCUCCCAGGACUGCACCCUGUCUACAAGCUCCUGAUCCCACACACCCGCUACACCAUGGACAUCAACACGAGGGCACGGAACCAACUCAUCUCAGAUGGAGGUUUAUUUGAUAAGGCAUGGAGCACAGGUGGAGGCGGCCAUGUGCAGGUGAUGCGUCGGGCCAUGACUCAGCUGACCUACCGCUCCCUCUGUCCUCCUGAUGAUCUGGCUGACCGGGGCCUACUGGGAAUCCCAAGUGCCCUCUAUGCCCAUGAUGCUUUACGGCUCUGGGAGAUCAUUGCUCGGUACGUGGAGGGGAUUGUUCACCUCUUCUACCACGGGGAUGACAUCGUGAGAGGGGACCCUGAGCUGCAGGCCUGGUGUCGAGAGAUCACUGAGGUGGGGCUGUGCCAGGCCCAGGACCGAGGUUUCCCUGUCUCCUUCCAGUCUCGGGCUCAGCUCUGUCAUUUCCUUACCAUGUGCAUCUUCACAUGCUCUGCCCAGCAUGCAGCAGUGAACAUGGGCCAGUUCGACUGGUAUGCCUGGGUCCCUAAUGCCCCAGGCUCAAUGCGGAUGCCCCCACCCACCAUCAAGGAAGAUGUCACAAUGGACACAGUGAUGGGCUCACUGCCUAGUUUCUGGCAGACCAGUCUUCAAGUGAUUGCCACGUCGCUCAUUAGCCAGCCCCCGCCAGACAUGGUACCACUGGGGCAUCACCAAGAAGAGUAUUUCUCAGACCCUGAGCCCAAGGCUGUUUUAAGGCAGUUUCAGGCUGAUCUGGACAACCUGGAAAAGGAAAUCGUGGCCCGGAAUGAGCAGCUAGACCUUCCCUAUGAAUACCUGAAGCCCAGCCUCAUAGAGAACAGUAUUGCUAUCUGAGCCCAAAUUGUUCAUCGUUCAAAUACUUGAGGCCCCCACCAUGGUUAACACUCCCCCCACUCUUUUCAUGGGUCUGAGUUGCUAUGGUUCUGUUUUUUCCUGUUGGGUUCCCUACCUAAAUAUCUCACCUGCAUGAGGCAUUGUCCUUCCUUCCAGUUCCCUAAUAGGAUGAUCUUUAACUUGAAACCAACCUUAGAGAAAUCAACUAUCUACUCAUGUAAUGUUUUCUUUUCUCUGAAAAUUUU